AUGUAUUAUAAUUUCACUCUCUCUCAUAUAUUAAUUGUAAUAUUUUUAUUAGAACAUGUAUACGCAAAAUCCGAUUUCCUGUAUGGAAGUGGUGUAAAAGCAGGUUUCAAUUUUGCAGCUUUAGGUUUAAUUGCUGCAAUUAUAGUUGGAACACCUUGUUUUUUUAUUAUAAAUAAAAUAUUAAAGAAUUAUGAAAAAAAUAGAAUAGAAGAACAAGAAUUAAGAGAAAUUCAAAAGAAGAUUAUGAAUAGAAAGAAUAAUGAAGAACUAACUACAACUGAUACAUAUGGAACAUCCAAGUUGCUAAAAGAAUGUAUAGAUCGAACUACAAUUAUUCAAAUUUUAAAUAAUGGACAACCAUUAAGUCAAUCACAACAGAGUCAACCGAUCUCUCAAUCGGAUUCCUCGAGUUCUCUAGCUAUUUCAACACUGACUGGAGCAUUCAGUCCACCACCACAACCACAACCCAGAACAACUUCUUGUACAUUUUCAAAGGUAUCUUCCUCUGAAUCAAUCUCAGAGAUGUACCACAAUAAUAAUAAUAACCACGACGAUUCAGAGUGUAGUUCUCUCUCCUCCAGCACUGCAAUUACCAUAACAAACACUGGUGGUUCAAACGAUACACAGGAAAUCAUCAACAAGCUGAUGACUCCACCAUCGCCAGUGUUAGCAACCUUUGGAAAACAGACUGGUGAAUUCAAUUUCAACGGUGGUUUAAUCUCACCUAUAAACAAGACAAAGCUGAGUAUCAACAUACCGCAAAUGUCACCUGUAAUUAAGAGAACGAUUGCAUUGGAUCCACCAACACCAUCACCACCACCAAGUGCUCGUCCUAAAAAAUUUAAGAAUUUCACAAAAUGCAGCACUGCUCAAUCUACUGAGUAG
This is a messenger RNA of Heterostelium album PN500, 885 nucleotides long. RefSeq lists its product as uncharacterized. Lineage: Eukaryota; Evosea; Eumycetozoa; Acytosteliales; Acytosteliaceae. The transcript has 3 exons. The coding region runs from base 1 to 885 and encodes 294 amino acids. The record is from RefSeq and is a predicted model, not a curated record.